UGUGCUCCGGUCCCGGGUCCCUCCUCUGCAGGCGCCUUUGCUCGCAGGGCUCGACGCUGCGGGGAUGGGCGCCCUCGAGGGGCUGCUGUUCCUGGGGGGAGUCGCCCCCCUGCUGGGCGCCUCUUCUUUGCACGCCCUCCACUAUUUCAAGACGGCCGUCUGGGAGAGGGGCAGGCAGAUACCCCAGUACACCUCCUUGGCAUUCAUCGACGACCAGCUCAUCUCUCGAUAUGACAGAGACAUCGGGCAGUGCGUGCCUCAGUCGUCCUGGAAAGAGGAGAUCAGCCGGGACCACACCAACUUCUGGACCAGGAGCACGAGGAGGGACUUUGCCUCCAUCGUCAUCAUGGAUCUGAUGGUUCUGAAGAACCUUUACAACCAGAGCAGGGCAACUCAGUCGUGUCUGGAUUGA
This is a messenger RNA of Gekko japonicus, 412 nucleotides long. Its product is annotated as class I histocompatibility antigen, B alpha chain-like. Lineage: Eukaryota; Metazoa; Chordata; Lepidosauria; Squamata; Gekkonidae. The record is from RefSeq and is a predicted model, not a curated record. The transcript is spliced from 4 exons. The coding region runs from base 65 to 412 and encodes 115 amino acids.